AUGUCGUGUAAGCCGUUCGCGGAUUUUGUGAGAAGUACACUGCUUGAUCGCUUAGCCUCGGGGGCAAUUUCUCUGAAGGGAAAGGUGGGAGAAGUUGAUCCGCCCCAUCUGGUCCCUCCUCUGACUGUGGAGCCCACCAAGCCGAGAUUAUGCCAUGAAGCUCGCUUUUUAAAUCUAUGGAUGAGUGACAUGCCUUUCAAGUUAGAUACCCUUUGCGAUUUACCAAGAUAUGUGGGCCUUGAUACCUAUCAAACAAUACUUGAUGACAAGUCCGGGUAUGACCAUCUCCUCUUGUCAGUGGAAGGUAGAACCCUUUUUUUUUGGUAUGCAGUGGGGUGGGUGGUACUUUGUUUACAACACCCUGCCUUUUUGCUGGAAGAUAUCUCCUUUUGUAUACCACUCCACUGGUUUAGUAGCAUCUAAUUUCUUCCGAUCAAUGGGGAUACCUUGUUCAUUGUACAUUGAUGACCAGCACAAUGGCCAACUUCAGAUCUCACCCAACCAAGGAGCCUAUGCGAACCUUGCAAAUCUCGAUGAACAUAAUUAGCACUUGCGAAAUCAGCUAUCUUUUUGGUAGCUUAUUUUCUGAUCAAGCUAGGAUAUUUUCUUGGUUUGCCCAAAUCUAUUCUGAUGCCUCGUAAGAUUGUCCCAUAUUUGGGUUUCCUGUCCGACUCCUCUCGAGAGGUAUUCCAUCUUAUUCCUGAAAAGAAGGAGAAGUUUCUUGAUCUUAUUGAACAAACCCUGGCAUGUUCAAUAGUCUCAGUCAAAAGCCUCCAGCGUUUGGUGGGCAAAUGUGUGUCAUUUUCACUGGUGGUUAGGGGAGCGCUUCUGUUUACCGGGGAGAUGAAUAAUGCUAUUUCCAAGGCUCUACGCACAUCCUACCAAGUUACAUGAGGCACUGAGGGAGGAAAUCUCACAUUGGCUUUCUCUGCGUACGUGGGACGACCCGCUUCCCUGCAGGGAUGAACGUCAUAUCCGCAUAUCCUUAGCAACAGAUGCCUCAGCCUCGGGUUGGGGUGGUUCAAUAACUUUGAGUGAUGGUACGGUUGAGGCCUCUGACUAAUGGACGAAGGAAGAGCAGGAGCUUGAUAUCCCCACAAAGGAGGCACUGGCGCUUGACAAGGUCCUUCUUUCCUUCGCCGACUCUUUAAAGAAUGCAUGGGUAGAUGGCCUGGUUGACAAUCAGUCAGUAGUCUACUCCUGGCAAAGACAAGGGGGUAGGAGUAUGUCCUUAAACAGGGCGAUUAAGAAGUUAUUUUUCACAACUUCAAAGUUAAAUAUUGCCCUCCAUUUGACGUACAUCACAUCAAAAGAAAAUGAAGGGGACGCACCCUCGCGCCGUCUCACAACUCUUGAUCGCAAACUCCAUCCGAAGUUAUAGCAAAGAGUACAACAAGAGUUUGGUGUUCCAAAGGGACACACGUGUGACUUGAUGGCACUUGAUUCGAACGCAAUGACAGACCAGGAUGGUUCCUGUUACCCCAUUUUACGCCCCACCCAUCGCCGCAAUCCUGUGGUGUCAAUUUCUUUGCGCAAGAUCUAUCAAGUGGAGCCCCGUUUCUGGAGUACCCUUACGUUUUCCCGCCUCUCUCUCUCUGAUGGGUCCUGUUCUGCGUUUUCUGAGACCCCACGGGCCGUCGUGCACGGUCAUAGCCUUGGAUGUUUAUCCGAAAAGGUUUUGAUGGCCUCUUAUCCAAAGUUGUGCCAGUAAAUCGUGUAGAUUAGCAGUAAAGGGGGUGGUCUGGGGCACUUCUGUUACCUUCCAAACAAGGUUGGAUUCCCCAUCCUGGGAUCCCUGGGGAUCUCUGGGCUUUUGGUGUACGAUAUUAGGGCAUAUCUUGUAAUUGACUUUGAACAGUAACUAUAAACGCAUUUGCAACUGCUUUAUAAAUUUUGUCUUGUUCCGUGGAAAUUGUACGUUUUGCUAGUAUUGUAUACUUUGAUCGAAUAAAACUUCAAUUUCUAUUAUAUGAGCGUUUCCUCUUCUUCCUUUUACUAGGAUUUACCUGUGGUCGCAAAGCUGUUCACUCCUUCUGUGAGGUGUCCAAAUUGUAGUUAUAGCAAUGAUUCCAAUUUCCGCUUUUGCCAACGAUGCGGCUAUAAAAGGAAAAUCUUAAACAACAAAAGUAGUACGCCUUUCGAUGUGGAUGUGAACACUAUUGAUGAUCGUCUUUGGCAAUUGGCCUUGUUUGAUCAAGCAGCUUGUUACUCUAAACAUAAAGUCUCGCUUCAAAGGGAAUUAGAAAAUUUCCUUUCCUCUCUACCAGGCUCUAUUAAUUACAGUUGCAACUAUUACACCACGCGAUAUUUGUCGUUUCUUGGUGCAUAAAGACAAGAAUGGGAAAACCCAGGUUCAUCGUAACGGAUGCCAUCAUCUGGGGAAGAGAGGCACAUUUGAUUGUGCUUGCCCGUUAAGACUUUCCUAUAAAACUGCAGAGUCGUAUAUUGGUAAAUUACGGGCGAUCUCCCACGCUAUUGGGCGUGACGGGGAAUGA
Porites lobata is the source of this 2495-nucleotide messenger RNA. NCBI's taxonomy places the organism in Eukaryota, Metazoa, Cnidaria, Anthozoa, Scleractinia, Poritidae. The record is from the annotation of a GenBank genome assembly.